Messenger RNA from Leptopilina boulardi, 2678 nucleotides. RefSeq names its product serine/threonine-protein kinase PLK4 (gene SAK). Lineage: Eukaryota; Metazoa; Arthropoda; Insecta; Hymenoptera; Figitidae. The transcript is spliced from 10 exons. The coding region runs from base 193 to 2493 and encodes 766 amino acids. The record is from RefSeq and is a predicted model, not a curated record. Gene Ontology annotation, biological process: protein phosphorylation. Gene Ontology annotation, molecular function: protein kinase activity; ATP binding; protein binding.
UAGUUCACUAGAGUUACGCGACGGUUUGACGUUCAAGUUCAAUGGCGUUUGGCGGGUGCACGUCAUUUUUGUUUACGAAAUUUUUAUAAAUAAACACAAAUCAAUAAUAAAUAAACAAAGUGUGCCUGCUUACGUACAUAUAAGUGAAUUAAAAAGGUGUUUUGCAAAUAUCGUUUGACUCAUGAAGAAAUCAUGAUAAUGCCAGCGCCGUCGGGCGGGUUUGGUGAACAAAUAGAGGAUUACGAAGUGCUGAAUUUAUUGGGAAAGGGGGGUUUUGCAAGUGUUUAUAGAGCAAAAUGCCUUCGAAGUGGCAUGGAUGUUGCGAUCAAAGUGAUCGACAAAAAUCUAAUGCAUGCAGCUGGGAUGCUGGGUAGAGUGCAGCAAGAAGUAACAAUUCAUUAUGCAUUAAAAAAUCCUGCAAUUCUUGAAGUAUAUACAUUCUUUGAGAAUAGUGAUUACGUUUAUUUAGUUCUCGAAUUGUGUCACAAUGGAGAAUUACAACGAUAUCUUAAAAUGCAGAAAUUACUUCCCUUGGAUGAAGAAAGUGCUGGACAUAUAAUUAAGCAAGUUGUAAAAGGAUUAGAGUUUCUACAAUCACAUCAGAUACUUCAUCGAGACAUGUCUUUAUCAAAUUUAUUGUUGACGAAGAAUAUGCAAGUUAAAAUAGCAGAUUUUGGUUUAGCUACGCGAUUAGCGAGACCAGAUGAAAAACAUUUGACAAUGUGUGGAACUCCAAAUUAUAUAUCACCAGAGGUGGCUAUGAGAUCUUCACAUGGUUUAGAAGCCGAUGUAUGGGGAUUAGGAUGUAUGUUAUACACAUUAUUGGUGGGAAAACCACCUUUUGAUACUGAUGCCGUUAAAAGUACAUUGACUCGCGUGGUAAUGGCAGAUUAUAAAAUACCAUCUCAUUUAUCUGCAAAUGCAAAGGAUCUUAUUGAUAAAUUAUUGAAGAAAAAUCCAAAAGAAAGAAUUAAAUUACGAGAUAUUGUUAAGCAUCCUUUUAUGUCGUCUCUUGAAAAACCUAAAAUUUUCAAUGUCAAAGGAAGUAUGUCCUCAGACUCGGGUCUUGGUUCAUCUGGUCGAAUAUCUUGUGCAAGUGGUCAAAUGCGAUUACGUUCAAGAUCAGAAGAAAGAACUUCUUGUGCACCUUUAUUAUCUAAUUUUUCAUAUGGUCGCGGAACAACAGCCAGUGCAACAAGUGAACCUAUAAACAAAAAUCGUCUAAAACGUUCAGAUUCUUGUCAGAUGAAAAAUUCCGUUCUUGCUGGAAUUCCUCUGCCUCCGAAAAGUAGAAUUUUCUCACAAUUUGAAAAUGGCAGCGGUAUAAUUCAAGAAAAAAGAAAAGUCCAAUUAAGUCAGAAACAAAAGAGAAAAGAACGAUUAUCUGAAGAUGUUGGCGAAUCAGAUCAAAAUAGUUCAAAUAAAUUGUCAGUUCCACCUUUAAAUUCGCAUCGACUUCCUCCUAAUAGGCACAAGACAAAAAAAGGAUUCUUCACUAUUCUCGAAAAUGGAGAAGUGUGUAUAGAGUUUUUGAAGAAAAAAGGAUUAACGGAGAAAAUAACGGAAGUAUGUCGAAUAUCAAAUGAUGGAUUGCGAAUAGUUUUGUACAAUGUCGAUUAUCAGGAUCCAGAAUCAUUACCAUUGCCAUUACCACAUCAAGGAGUGGAUAGUAUUUAUUCAUACGAGACAUUACCAUUGCGGCAUCAUAAAAAAUAUCUAUAUGCUGCCCGUUACGUAAAUAUAGUUAAGGCAAAAACUCCUAAAUUAACUAUCUAUACUUCUAGAUCGAAAUGCUUAUUUAUGGAGAAUAGUCCUAAUCCAAAUUGUGAAGUACACUUCUACGAUGGUAUAAAGGUACUGCAAGUAAAUGGUAUUGUCAAAAUACAAGAUAAAGAAAUAACUUACGAAGAAGCAAAAGUUCCAUCAAAAUUAGAAGAUCAUUUAAAUCAUUAUUUCGAUUGCUAUAAACAUUGCCGUGUCGUGGAAGCAAAUUUUACUUCCAUGGAAAAUGCAACUGGAUUUUCUUUUUUUCCUGCAAUUAUAGGACGCAAACCCUUAUCAGCACUUACGGACUCUCCCUGCUUGCAGGGCAAAGAAAAUGUAUCCUCUGCUAUGAACAAUCUACUAGUUAUGCCCUCCUUUGACGCAACUUGUUCUGUAGUAUCGACAACUGCUUUGCGGUCCAAACGAUUAAAUUCAGUUCAAAUGUCUUUCUCAGAAUUAAAUAAAGUUAUGGUUCCGGGUAUUGGAGUAACUACUCAAUUACCAUCAGGUGACAUAAGAAUUGAAUAUAAAGAUGGAUCUGCCAUUACUGCUAGCCCGCAAAGUUAUGGAGGUGGAAUUAUUUACCAAAGCAGCAAUGGAAAUGUGACAAAAUAUAAUGAAUAUAAUCCACAAAAUGUUGAUAUACCAUUUGCUGUGAGAGAAAAACUUCAACAUUUACCAACUGUUAUUAAGUGUCUCGUUCAGACUAAACAUAGGACAAUAAGAUAAUUUUAAGUAGAAAACUUACAGAUCUAGUUUUAAAAAUAUCAAAAUAAUAACUCAAGAUAUCGAACGAAUACAAAAAGUACAAUAUAUUAAAUGAAAAGUAAUUAUAUAAAAAUGCAGAUGGACUGACUACUCGUAAUUUGAUUUUAUUUGCGCUAUAUAAUAAUAAAGAUAUAAUAAUAAUUUUA